This is a messenger RNA of Fopius arisanus, 3065 nucleotides long. RefSeq names its product neutral and basic amino acid transport protein rBAT. Bases 421 to 2577 code for a protein of 718 amino acids. The transcript has 7 exons. Lineage: Eukaryota; Metazoa; Arthropoda; Insecta; Hymenoptera; Braconidae. The record is from RefSeq and is a predicted model, not a curated record. Gene Ontology annotation, biological process: carbohydrate metabolic process.
AAUUGGUCAAACAAAUAUACCGCGGCUGUUGCGCAGAAUCGAGUGGCUUGCAAGUAUCAGGUGUUGAGUAAAACUCACGACUAAAUAUAUACAUCGAGGCACGCGGUCUCUCAAUCCAUUUGGAUUUUUAGUGUAAAUCUCAAAGCCUACACUGACAAAACAUCAUUUCGACUAUUCAAUCAUAAAUCCAUUCAUUUCAUUUCAUUUAAAUCGUAAAUUUUUCUCUUAACUCCGCUAAAUCAACCAAUACCACAUACUGUCAAUUAAUUCUACUAAAAAUUGAGUAAAUUUUAUUUAUAUAAUGAAGAAAUGUGUAAAGUGCUCUGCCAAGUGAUUUGAUCUAUCAAUAACGCACCAGUGUCUCUAGUUAAUUUUUUUUUAAUUAUCGAUCGGUCGGUUAUUAAAUGUUCAGAGUAAAAAAUGGAUCUAAAAAAUUCGGAGAAUUUCUCGUCGAGUACGUCACCGCUCACCCAGCGAUUGUUCAUCAAACAAGAUCCACAGGAUGAAGAGGCAUCAGAUUGUCCACUCCUCACCCCAAGUCCACCACUCGGUAACACACCAGAUCCUCUUGAAACUCCAACAAUGUUUAAUCCACUCGAGGAGACCCCCUUAGAAAUUACACCCACACCCACCCUGGAUAAUUUAAACUCUGAAGAUGGUCUCAAGGCAUUCAUCGACAUUGUCAACAGCAACAACAAAAAGCACAUGGUUGAAGAAGAGCCUAGUUCACGAGACCCCAUGGUGGAGUCGAGCAGUAGCGAGGAAAGCAGUAGUAUUACCAAGGAACCAGUUUGCACCCAAUUGUUAACGCAAUUGAAUACUGCCUAUCAACAUUUAGCUCCAGAUGCACAAGCCAUUUUCUAUAACCAAGAGACCAGUGGUAAACCACCACUCGUUGGAAUUCAACUGGUUGUGCCAAAACCACCUAAGGAUUACAGUUUUACAAGAUGGAAUUGGCCAAGAAUACGUCAGGCGUGCUUUUGGUUGAUGGUCUGUGUAUUGACGUUGAGCACGGGACUUGUCAUCAGAGGAAUUGUUUCAAUGCCCAAAAAGUGCGCACCGCCCACCGAAUGGUGGCAAGGCAAACUUUUCUACGAGAUAUUCCCGGGUUCAUUUCAAGAUACCUCUCGAAAUGGUGUCGGUGAUAUACGAGGUAUCACAAUGCGCAUGGAUUAUCUUAAAAAUUUGGGUGUUAAAGCAAUUCGCUUGAACUCUAUAUUCUCUUCAUCUGGAUAUCCAGAGCACUAUCCAAGCAUAACGAGUCUCACACGAAUCGACCACAACUUGGGAUCGGUAGAGGAUUUUCAGGAACUAGUUGAUACUCUUCAUAGAAAUGGAAUGAGUUUGAUUCUGGAUUUUCCUCUCCAUCCUUUCGUCGAUGAAUUGAGAGGAGGAUUGAUGAAAAGGACAGAACCCAAGUCACAAGGGGCGGAGAUGAAAGAGGGAAGACGCCGUAGGCAUAUCGAUAUUAAACAUGCAAUACCACAAUCUCCAAUUCACAACACAACGGACCAAAUUCAGACACCAUUGACACUAUCUUUAAGGGAAAACAUGACUAGGGAUGAGCCAAAAUCCGAGCGAUACGUGGCAUCCAACUCUGUAGAUCCUAAUCAAGCUGAGCACGAAGUAACAAAGGCACUCAAGUACUGGUUACGAAAAAGGGUUGAUGGAUUUUAUCUGAAGGGACUGGAACACUACGUUAAUGACAUUCACUUCGUUCACCUCCUCGAGGACUGGAGGGAUAUCCUGGGAUAUCAGAAAAUUUUAAUUUGCAAUUGGAAGACCCUUGAGUCUGCUAAAUCGGAGGUGGUGAGAAAGAGUAUCGUCGACUCGAUGAAUUUAUUGGACGUGACGCUGAAGUUGUCAAAUGGUACGAGGGAUAUCAAGAGGCAGGUAGAACUUAUUACCAAGAGUGAGCUGUUGAGGGAGCCCAGCCUCGAUCAUCCUUGGAUACACUGGUCUAUUGGCAGUAUCGAGACUGAUAGGAUUACUUCAAGUUUAUCGGUUAAAAAUGCAACCGCUGCGGCCAUGCUCCUGGGGAUGAUGCUACCUGGGACGCCUAGCAUUUUUUAUGGGGAUGAGCUAGGCAUGAGGGAUUGCAGUUGUGAAGAUCAUCGUGACCUACAACAUUUGCACAAUGUUCCCCCGAUGCCCUGGGAAGCAGUUAAGGAUUCAAUGGAGAGAUUUUCAUCGUCAAGCGUGAUGCCUUGGCUACCAGUUUCACCCCCAGCCACCCCCACCAGCAUGAACAGUGCAAUUGUUUCAAUGUCCCAUUUGCGACAGAUCACUACACCUAUAUUUGUUGACAGUGCCCUCAAGCACGAUCAUAUCAGUCUCAAUUGUGACAUCAGAUAUGCUAACGAUGAACUCAUUGUAAUUGAGAGAUGGUAUCCACGCCAGAAUACUUAUGUUCUCGUCGCCAAUCUGGGAAAUGUGACGCAAUUGAGAGAUUUGUCUUCGCUUUAUUACGAUGGGCGAGUUGUCAGUGGUCCCCUUAACAAAUUAAAUCAGAGUAUUUACUUUAGGGAAUUCGUCAUUGCACCUGGUGAAGCAUUUUUAAUAAAACUCGAAAAAUGACCCAUUAUUUAUAUAUAAAUAGAAAAUGUAAGAGGGUAAUUUGAAAUGUAAGGAGUUGUGGGCAAAUUUAUGCAUUCCUCGGAGUUUUUCCAAAGGCCGUUUUUGUUUUUAAUGAGUCGUUAUCAAGUAAUUGCCCUUUGGAAUGCUGAUUUUGCUGAUGUGACCGCACUAUUUGUUACGAUUGCACAUUUUCAUAAUUUGCUCAAUAUUUUCGUAAUAAUCUGAUGAUCAGUACUGCUCGAGCCAGUGAAACAAAUAUGAUAUUUCAAUAAUUAUUACGUGUCAGUGCUCAAUCAAAGGGACAUUGAUUUUUAUUUUAAUAUUUACGUGACAUGUUUUUUUUUUUACUCAUGAUGAAAAUUUUGAAAUUUAAACGAUCAAUAAAUUAAUCAAUAUCUUGAUACUGAUCAGACUUGGUGUUCGAUAAAAUAUCUGUAUUUCUGAUGAAUCAUUAACUUUUAAUAAUUUAUUAUUGCGAAAUAAAUUGA